Molecule: messenger RNA, 327 nt
Organism: Vicia faba (fava bean)
Lineage: Eukaryota; Viridiplantae; Streptophyta; Magnoliopsida; Fabales; Fabaceae
Source: the annotation of a GenBank genome assembly
AUGAACCACCACCGACACCAAUCAUACGCUCCGUCCUUCAUCCGCUCCGAGUCAAACCUCUUUCGUUCACACCCUCCGCCGUGUUCUUCGUCACUCCGUCCAACUGCCACGCCGUGUUCGUCGUCUACGUCGUCGUCCGUUCGUCGUUCACUGUCCAACUGCUUUCGUCCACAUCGUCCGCCGUCCACGUCGUCCUCCGUCCACGUCGUCCAAGUCAUCCAAAGAAUUGCUCAGAGCAAUUGCAUCAAUUGCUCAGAGCAAAGAAUUGUCUGCUCUAUGUCAAAAGAUUAUCCAUUUGAUACCGAAAAGACAACUUCAAAGCUCUAA